GGCGAGUGGCGUGUAGGUUCUGUUACUUUUGGUUGGCUUGUUAUUUCCCGGCUCCUGGACUCAUCUUUCAAGACGAUUUGAGGCUAAUUGCAAAUAAUCAAGCAGUUAGAAGGAAGGUCAAAGUUUCUUCUUGGCCUUGAUUUGUCUUCAGCUCAAAAUAAUCCACAUGGCAAAGAGACAUUUUCGGGUGGCAGAGAAGAUGCCUUCUGCAUCCUGUGAUACAUUCCUGGAUGACAUAGAAGAUAUUGUGUCACAAGAAGAUUCAAAGCCACAAGAUAGGCAUUUUUCGAGAAAGCACGUUGUUCCAAAGGUGCGAAGGCGAAAUACCCAAAAAUAUUUGCAAGAGGAAAACCGUCCACCAAGCGAUAGCACUAUUCCAGGCAUACAGAAAAUUUGGAUACGAACUUGGGGUUGUUCUCAUAAUAAUUCAGAUGGAGAAUACAUGGCUGGACAACUGGCUGCUUAUGGAUACAAAAUUACAGAAAAUGCAUCAGAUGCAGACUUAUGGCUCCUGAAUAGUUGUACUGUAAAAAAUCCGGCUGAAGACCACUUUAGAAACUCAAUUAAAAAAGCUCAAGAGGAGAACAAGAAAAUAGUGCUUGCUGGCUGUGUUCCUCAAGCCCAGCCUCGUCAGGAUUACCUCAAAGGGCUGAGCAUCAUCGGGGUUCAACAGAUAGAUCGUGUAGUGGAAGUUGUGGAGGAAACAAUUAAAGGUCACUCUGUGAGACUGUUGGGUCAGAAAAAGGAUAAUGGAAAACGUUUGGGGGGAGCACGACUGGAUUUGCCAAAGAUUAGGAAGAAUCCACUGAUAGAAAUCAUUUCCAUCAAUACGGGGUGUCUCAAUGCUUGUACCUACUGCAAAACUAAACACGCCAGAGGAAAUUUGGCCAGUUAUCCAAUUGAUGAAUUAGUAGAUAGAGCCAAACAGUCUUUUCAAGAGGGUGUUUGUGAGAUAUGGUUGACCAGUGAAGACACGGGGGCUUACGGCAGAGAUAUUGGCUCCAGCCUCCCGGCCCUGCUGUGGAAGCUGGUUGAAGUGAUUCCUGAGGGAGCGAUGCUGAGGCUGGGCAUGACCAAUCCACCCUAUAUUUUAGAGCACCUGGAGGAAAUGGCAAAAAUCCUUCAUCACCCCCGAGUCUAUGCUUUUCUGCACAUACCAGUUCAGUCUGCCUCUGACGGUGUGCUCAUGGAAAUGAAAAGAGAAUACUGCGUGGCUGACUUCAAAAGAGUGGUGGAUUUUCUGAAAGACAAAGUUCCUGGAAUAACUAUUGCUACAGAUAUUAUCUGUGGUUUUCCUGGAGAAACAGACCAAGAUUUUCAAGAAACAGUGAAACUUGUUGAAGAGUACAAAUUUCCAAGUCUCUUUAUUAACCAGUUUUACCCAAGACCAGGAACUCCUGCUGCAAAAAUGGAACAAGUUCCAGCACAAGUGAAAAAGCAAAGAACAAAAGAGCUUUCCCGGAUAUUCCAUUCGUACAGCCCAUAUGAUCACAAGAUUGGUCAGAGACAACAAGUGUUAGUCACCGAAGAAUCUUUUGAUUCCAAGUUUUAUGUUGCUCACAAUCGAUUCUACGAGCAGGUUUUAGUGCCAAAGAACCCCAUAUUCAUGGGGAAAAUGGUUGAAGUGGACAUUUAUGAAUCAGGAAAACAUUUUAUGAAGGGGCAGCCAGUUUCGGACGCCAAAGUAUACACGCCAUCCAUCAGCAAACCAUUAGCAAGAGGAGAAGUCUCAGGUUUAACAGAGGAAUUCAGAAACAGGCUUGGGAAUCACCUGAACACAGUAUCCCACACCUCAGCUGCAAAUCAACGAGUGUCGGCCAGUUCCCGAAUGGUGCUACGAUUGCAAAGGCUACACCGGGACUUUGCGCUGAAGAUGUCUGUGGGCCUGGCUGUGUUUGCUAUUCUUUUUGCGCUUUUGGUCAAGGUCUAUAAUUAAAACACAACCAGCCGAAGCAUCUGUGAAGAAGAAUAAAUUUCUAAUUCAAAUCUUCAAAGAAAAGGAGAGCAACCACAUCAGUUCUCUAAGGGCAAUGAUUUAUACUGGCCUCACUAACGGCUCUUCAGCCACACUCUUUAAUGAGGCUUCCCUGUCUCACAUUGAGUUGGACCCAUUGGUUAUUUGACCUAAAAUCUAAUAACGGCUGCCAUAGCAUAUCUUUUCAAUUAAGCGCCCUUGGGUUUAUUUUUAGCAAAAAAAAAAAAAAUGCAAGUGGUUGCAUUUCCUUUAAAUCACCAGUCUUCAAGUCAGAACCUGUUUGUAUGGUGGGUCUGGUUACCUCUUCCUCAUGCAGAAGAAUUUUCCAUUUUCAAUAAACAUUUUAAAAUCUUAUCUUUCUCUUUAUGCAUUGUUUGGGGCCCCAACAUUACAAAGCUUUUAUUUUCCACAGCAGAUGUGUUAUGGAAAAGUUUAUAUGGAAACCUGUGUUUGGAACUUCAAUCCUUUCGGAAUGCAUAGGAAGAGCCUGCCAAUUAAGGGAUCGUGGCAACAUUUUGAAAAAUCUGAGGAAUCACCCCCUUCUUUAAUAACCCACAAACUUUCAAAAACUGGAUUUGUCUAAAACA
Budorcas taxicolor (takin) is the source of this 2562-nucleotide messenger RNA. RefSeq names its product CDK5 regulatory subunit associated protein 1 like 1 (gene CDKAL1). Gene Ontology annotation, cellular component: endoplasmic reticulum. Gene Ontology annotation, molecular function: tRNA (N(6)-L-threonylcarbamoyladenosine(37)-C(2))-methylthiotransferase activity; 4 iron, 4 sulfur cluster binding. The transcript has 17 exons. Gene Ontology annotation, biological process: tRNA methylthiolation. The record is from RefSeq and is a predicted model, not a curated record. Bases 167 to 1936 code for a protein of 589 amino acids. Lineage: Eukaryota; Metazoa; Chordata; Mammalia; Artiodactyla; Bovidae.